Trypanosoma conorhini is the source of this 1812-nucleotide messenger RNA. RefSeq names its product UDP-sugar pyrophosphorylase. The transcript has a single exon. Gene Ontology annotation, biological process: UDP-N-acetylglucosamine biosynthetic process. Bases 1 to 1812 code for a protein of 603 amino acids. The record is from RefSeq and is a predicted model, not a curated record. Gene Ontology annotation, molecular function: UDP-N-acetylglucosamine diphosphorylase activity. NCBI's taxonomy places the organism in Eukaryota, Euglenozoa, Kinetoplastea, Trypanosomatida, Trypanosomatidae.
AUGACGAAGUUGUCUGCGGGGAAGGGGCCGACGAGCCAGGAGCUAAACGCGCUGCGUGAGCGGCUCAGCAGUCCGGAGCUGGGCCAGUCGCAACUCUUCGAGGGCUGGCCGGCGUCGACGGAGGAGUUCACGGAGGAGCAACGAAGUCUGAUGGUGGAACUGUUCCGCAUCGGGGAGCACUACAGGGGCGGCAUCGAACAGUACGUGCGCAACGGCCAACGCCUCCUCGCGGCGAAGGGCGGCUCCCUCGAGGAGUACACCAGCCUCGACUUUCCGUCCCACGUGUACGAGGCCCCUUCCCUCUUUGACCGCAGCGAGGAGUUGAUGAGUCUGGAGCGGGAGGGCCUCCGGUACGCCAAGCAGUGCGUCUUUGUGCUGGUGGCGGGGGGCCUGGGGGAGCGGCUGGGGUACUCCGGGAUUAAGCUUGGCCUGCCCGUCGAGACGGCGUCGCGGCGCUGCUACCUCGAGCACUACCUUGGCUGGGUGACCCACGUCGCCGGGCCCAACGCACCGUUCGUCAUCAUGACCUCCGACGACACACACGCCAGCACAGAGAAGCUUCUGCGGGCGCUGGGGCGGAACACGCCGAACGUGCAUCUUUUGAAACAGGAGACAGUUCCCUGUUUCACCGACACCGCAGCACACCUGGCGCUCUCAAAUGGGAAGCUGCUUCGCAAACCCCACGGUCACGGUGAUGUGCAUUCACUGCUUUACGGCGCCGUUGACCACGCGUCAGGGCGGCGGCUGCUGGAGCUGUGGCAGUCUCAGGGGUAUUCCUACGUUGUUUUUAUGCAAGACACGAAUGCCAUCGCCACCAUGACGAUCCCAGUGAGCCUGGGGAUGAGUGCCAAGCAUCGACUGGCAAUGAAUUUCACCUGCAUCCCGCGUCAGCCAAAGGAGGCGAUUGGUCUGCUCUGCAAGGUGCACCUCCGCGGCUCGGAUAUUGAGCGGACAGUAAACAUUGAGUACAACAAUUUUGCGUCUGUGGCGGCGUCGCUGACGGAGCUCGGGGGGGAUGUGGCGGUUGCAGGGUCCAACUACUCUCCCUACCCCGGAAGCAUCAAUACCCUCAUUCUGGACUUAAAGGAGUACCUGCCGUUGCUCAUAGAAUCCCAUGGCCGUGUUCCAGAGUUUAUUAACCUUAAAUUCACAGACGACAGCAAGACAAAGUUCAAGCCGUGUCGCAUUGAGUCCCUUAUGCAGGACGUUGCGCUUCUCUUUGACUCCGCGAAGAAGCGUGUUGGGGCCGUAACCUUCAGUCGAUUUACGUUUCAGCCAGUGAAGAAUGCGCUGCAGGAGGGACUCAAGAAGGCCUCUGAGGGGCUUGCGGCGUACUGCGCAGCAACUGGCGAGCAGGAUUACUAUGAGGCUCUCCGUCUCCGUUUGCAGGGCGCCGGACUAGAGUUGCCGGCGCGUCCAAGCAACGCCUUCGACGUGGAAGUGGGCUCCGCCUUGAAACUGCAGCUGUUUCCCAUCAUCGUCGCGGACGCUGUGGCGCUGGGGGCCUCUCUUGAGGAUGUCACAAAACGACUUCUCCCACGUCCUGACAAGGUGACGGUGAGCGCCCGGAGUGUCUUGCUCAUCGAGGGCCACGUACGCAUUGAGAGCCUUGACCUUGAUGGUGCCCUGCAUCUUGUGGGGCCGAAGGCGAAGGAUGCGCCGCCGCUGGUUAUUAAGGACCUGACCGUGAAAAACGCCGGCUGGACUGUGCGCGCGUUAUCUGCGGACGAGAAGUUGGACGAGGUUCACCGCAUCCGCGGUUUUGUGCUUGAGGAGCAUGAGACGCAAACCGUUCAUCACGCAAAGUUGUAG